UCAGCUAACCAUAACCAGAAGAAAAGGUCAAAGCAACCGAGAACACAAUUCACUCAAAAAAAGACAUCAAAAUCAGGAAAAAGGAAUAAAAAUUACUUUCUUUCGUCUCUUAGCUUGUUCACCGUUUCUCUCAUUCAUUCAUUCAUGGAUAUUGAUUUCUGGACCUCUCGCCUCGCAGCUGCCAAGCGGCAAUUCAAUUUGCAGCAUCACCAUCACACAUACUACCAUAACAACACCUCUCAAUUGGAUCGGCUGAGCUUAGAUGAUUUCGAGGUUGAAGAAGAGGCCCGACCCGAUUUCCCAUGCCCGUAUUGUUAUGAGGACUUCGAUAUUACCUCCCUUUGCUCCCAUCUGGAAGACGAGCAUUCUUGCGACUCCAAAGUCACAGUUUGUCCCAUUUGUUCUGUUAAAGUUUCGAGGGACAUGUUAAGCCAUAUCACACUGCAGCACGGACAAUUGCUCAAGUUGCAGCGCCGUCGGAGGUUACGCAGGGUUGCGAUUCCCAGCAGUCAGGCACUUUCUUUAUUAGGAAGGGAUCUUCGGGAAGCCCAUCUACAGGUGCUUCUAGGAGGCAGCGGGUAUCGAUCGAACACCGCAACUUCAUCUAGUGCCCCUAGUGAUCCCUUCCUCUCAUCUCUUGUGCUCAACUUCCCCGGGUCUGAAGUCGAAGAAAUUUCAAAAUCUGUAGUAUCCAGUAUUGAGGACAGUCCUACUAAGAGUGCGGGAUCUGAACACAUAUGGAAGUUAAGUUUGGAUCCAUCGCUAAGUUAUGAAGAGCGAGAAAAAAGGAUAGAGCAAGCCACUGGAAGGGCUUUUUUUAUCCAGGAUAUGCUUGCCUCGACUUUGUUAGCUGACUAAUACCAGAAUUGAUUGAACAUUUGAACUAUACCACCAUGCUGUUAUAAAGAAAAAGAAAUCUUUCACCUCUACCAAAUGGUUACCUAGGAUUGAAGGGCGACUCGCAAUUUACUUCAUCCAGUGACUUUUGACACGGGGGCUCUGAGGCUUAGAAUUAGUCUAGCGUAAGAAAAAGUAUACAAGGCAGGGAUUCGGCGACUUUGAUUCUUACAUCAAGGAAUCCUCAGACAGUAUUGUUAGGAGUGAAUACUUCACUUUGAUUCUUAUUCUGCUGUCCUCAACAAAGAGCCUUGCGCCUGUGACCAUCCAAUAGCCAGGCGAAUCCUCAGGGCCUCUCACCAUUUCUUUUGUGUCGACAAAGUGUGACAUUUUUGGUGGCUUUGCUGGUGUGGGAGGGCCGGCAGGAUAAAUUGCUGAAUUCAGAUCAGCCUUGGCUGGUUUUUCAGGUGGAGUGAGCUUUGUACUGAAUGGCGUGGUGAUAAGCAUUGAUAUCAGUCCUGACUUUCGAGCUGAGUUUGAGGGUUCGUCCCACUCUGCCCUUCGGCUUAAUGCAGAGGACACCAUUGAGAAACCAAGCCUCAGGAACAGAACUUUUUUCAUGCCAACAACCUUCACCUCGAACCAGGCCUUGGUCACAAUAGAUGCAAAGUCAUCUAUUCGUGCCCCUUGAUACUCGAUUGGAGCUGUGCAAACAUGUGAAAAUAUGCUCCAUUUAACCGGUUCAAAGUAGUCUUGCUGAAAUUUCACAUCAAUGGGCUCAUAGGUGUGAUCAUCUGUCAGUUGAAGGCUUUCUGGAAGUGCUGAUAAAUGCUGCAGAUGGAUAGCUAGGUGAUCACUCCUUUUACCUUCCAAGUACAACCGAAUUCCAGUGACUGGCCGGUUUCCAGAGUCAACCUGCAAAUUCUCAUUGUUAGAGCUGCAAAGAGGAAGAUAUGACAAUCCAACUAUUAUUGGUAAAAAAGGGGAAAACAAUUUAAGUUAUUUAACCAUAUAAAUGGUCAGAAUGUUGACAACAGCUAAUGGGUUAGGAAGCAGUGAUCUCUCCACUUUCUUUUCUACUUGUACAACUCUUAUUACCAUUCAACUAUAGAGAAGAUGCAAUUGUAAAGUUUAAAUGUAUACUGUUUGCUUUGGCAUACAAAAGUUCACCUUCA
Molecule: messenger RNA, 2012 nt
Organism: Ipomoea triloba (trilobed morning glory)
Lineage: Eukaryota; Viridiplantae; Streptophyta; Magnoliopsida; Solanales; Convolvulaceae
Product: protein DEHYDRATION-INDUCED 19 homolog 4-like
Exons: 6
Coding region: 145-858 (237 amino acids)
Source: RefSeq, a predicted model, not a curated record